Molecule: messenger RNA, 1293 nt
Organism: Ipomoea triloba (trilobed morning glory)
Lineage: Eukaryota; Viridiplantae; Streptophyta; Magnoliopsida; Solanales; Convolvulaceae
Product: probable 2-oxoglutarate-dependent dioxygenase At5g05600
Exons: 3
Coding region: 76-1155 (359 amino acids)
Source: RefSeq, a predicted model, not a curated record
CUCUCCUAUAUAACUCCCCCAUCUCUUCCUCUUCAUUUGUCUCACCAACACGUACAGAAACAACCUUAAAGAAAAAUGAGUUGUUUGAGUCAAUGGCCGGAGCCGAUUGUCCGAGUUCAGUGUCUGUCGGAAAGCGGCAUUAAGACGAUCCCGCAAAGGUACGUCAAACGGGUGCCGGAUAAGCCGUCUUUUCCGGCGGCGGACGACGGGGUGAACAUUCCGUUGAUCGAUUUUAAGGACCUGGAUUCGUCCGACGUGUCGGUUCGCGAUGGGGUUGUUGAGAGGAUUUCGGAGGCUUGUCGUGAGUGGGGGUUCUUCCAGGUGGUGGGUCACGGCGUGGACGAGGGGUUGAUGGCGGGCAUGCAGGCGGCGUGGCGAGAAUUCUUCCGUUUGCCGUUGGAGGAGAAGCAGGAGUACGCCAACUCCCCGGCCACCUACGAGGGAUACGGCAGCCGCCUCGGGGUGGAGAAGGGCGCCAAGUUGGACUGGAACGAUUACUUUUUUCUCCAUUUUCUGCCCAACUCGCUCAUGGAUCCUUGCAAGUGGCCGCAUCUUCCUGUUUCAUGCCGGGAAUUGAUUGCAAAAUACUGUGAAGAGGUGGCGAAUCUGGGAGAGAAGCUGACAAGGAUAUUGUCAGUGAACUUGGGACUGAAAGAGGAUAGGAUUCAUGAAGCUUUCGGUGGGUAUGAAGAGAGAGGGGCAUGCUUAAGGGUUAAUUUUUAUCCAAAAUGCCCUCAACCAGACCUUGCGCUGGGUCUCUCUCCCCAUUCUGACCCUGGUGGAUUGACAUUUCUCCUUGCUGAUGCUGACGUGGCUGGCCUCCAAGUCUUCCACGAUCACAAGUGGAUAACAGUUAAGCCACUCCCAAAUGCAUUCAUUGUCAACCUGGGUGAUCAAAUACAGGUGAUGACUAAUGGAAUAUAUAAGAGCGUUGAGCAUAGAGUGAUGGUGAACUCAGAGAAGGAAAGGUUAUCAAUGGCUUUGUUCUACAACCCAGGUGGAGAUGUUGUGGUGAAGCCUCUAGAAGAAGUUGUUAGCAAGGACAAACCUGCAAUGUAUCCUGCAAUGACAUUUAAUCAGUACAGGGCUUUCAUCAGAAUGAAAGGUCCUCAAGGAAAAUCCCAAGUGGAGUCGCUAAUAAAAUUUAAAUCUUAGCUCCAAUAAUCAAUCAUGUUUUAUGUAUUGUCGAAGGUUCACGUACAAUUUGCAAAAGUAGUUGCAUGUGUUGCUCUAAUAAAACAUUCAAUUAUUGAUGAAAUAAAUGGUUGUGGUCAAUCCUCAGUUUUUACCAGA